Pisolithus orientalis is the source of this 1774-nucleotide messenger RNA. RefSeq lists its product as uncharacterized. The coding region runs from base 351 to 1646 and encodes 431 amino acids. The record is from RefSeq and is a predicted model, not a curated record. NCBI's taxonomy places the organism in Eukaryota, Fungi, Basidiomycota, Agaricomycetes, Boletales, Pisolithaceae. The transcript has 9 exons.
GCGUACUACCUCACCUCUUUCCUGCAACACUGGAAGAGUUCGCUACUCUUCCUUCGAAAUUUCUACACGUGUACUCUCAUUUACUCUACGAGGUUGCGUUCCAUAAUGAUCCGGUGGGAGAACGUGACAUCAGAAAGCUUAUUCGGCAUAACUCAGCUUUCGGACGGACCAGUACGAUCUACAAGCGGGCUCUUUCAUCUUGACGAACCACAAACGCGGAGUCUACCUACCUAAUGAUGCACAAGCAGAUGCACCAUACACUCAUGGGCAAGUCACCGACGUUUUGAAAGAGCGCAGAUCUUUUCUCCCUGCCUUUCUUUUGUUAUUAAUAGUUCCUGCAACUAUGCGGGAUGCAAGCAACAGCAUGUCCCACUCUCCUCUCUGGACCCCGCACAAUACAACGCACGGGUUGCGUAAAAGAAGAGAUCGCCAACUGUAUAGACCACUUAUAUGAGGCGUUCUUCCCACCUUCCCAUGCGCAAGGUUCUCUUGCGGACCUUGACUUGUCAAGUGUCGAGAAUUCUUAUGACGGCAUGCGGGUAAUGAGAAACUGGGUUCGCGGCGCCAUUUAUUCCCUGCAUCCUCGAAAAUCUACAGACUUCCUCACGGACAUACUACGGCUGAUAAAACUCAGCUCAGUGUUUGGUGAAAGUGAUGCUCUACGGAGUGCUAAUUGUGUGCGGCUCUACCGCCCCGUGGAAUUGUUCCGCCAUCCAGGUCAUUACAUCGUGGAAGACAUGAUCUACUCCAUUCAAUCUUUUAAAGAGACGAGCAUUUCUGCGGGUAUUUUUGGCCUUCAGCACAUUAUACGUAAUAACCACCGAGUGAACUUGUCAGUUCUAUGCGACUGCAUAGAGGAAACACUUAGUGCCUUUGUGAUAACGCUCCGGCUUAAAAAUAACCCCGGUGCGGAGUCGCUGCAUGAUGUCGUUCUACCUCGUAGCUGGUUAAUUGGGAACAACAAACUCGAUGCACAUAAAGACGUCAGGUUCAUCAAUCACCUACUAGACGAUAUACAAUAUCUCCUUGAAAAACUACGAUCUGACGGUGCCACAGAAAACUUUUCGCUGAUGUACAGAAUUGUUACGCCCAUUCACCGCAAUAUAUUUAUUGCGCGGAUCUGUAGGACGUUGUGUCUUGCCUCUUAUAACUGCCCCCCUGAUCUCGCAGCCAGGAUUUCAAGCAUCAUUACCAACAUGAAAUCCAAUGACCCCGCUCGGACCACACCAUACAUCUACCGGAAAUAUACACAAGCAGCGCGUGAGGAUUUCCUGCGCGUGAUAGUUGGCUAUGAUGAAAAUCAUGCUAUACCAAAUCUUGUUCAUCUUCGUUGCAAGGGAACGAGGCUUCGGACCAGCCGCUUCCCCACGGGAUGGCGUAUCGAGGAACUUCAUUACAGUCGACUCGACGAGAUACCACCGCUUCUCCGGGUUUCCCUACGCUCCUUGCUCCGUGUAAAAGCAUCAGUUUCCGUGCCUCAGCCCGGAACCGCCCCCCAGACGAAGCCAGUUGAAGAUCAAGUUGAUCUAUCCCUCGGCAUUGAACAUGCUAAGGGCCACGGGCCGGUUGAAGAUGUGCAAGACACUCUCCCCUACGGUGAUCAACCCGUCCAGACUGUUGUUGCUACUGACCCACGAUCUUGUUGAAGACAUGAAAGAUCCUCUCGACGACGAUCAGGUCGUACCGGCGAUUGUCGCUACGGACAAAGAAGAGUCUGCAGCUCGCUUAAUACAACAUGUAUACCGCCAACACUGCCAAAAACGGAAACGGCGGC